AGGUUGUCCUCAGCAGUUAGGAAACUGCAGUCCAAGUCGACGGUUGUCCUUCAGCGAGAGGAUUUGAACCAGGAACCUCUCGGCUCGGCCGCUGAGAGACGCAAUUUACAAAGCAGCAAUGCCAAUAGGAAGAGGAACGUGGUGAGCAACGAGCCUGGUGAGCUUGCUCAAAAAGCGGCCGUUGAGUGGGAGAGCAGCGCCCCCAAACGGAUGAAACAGUCCACUACAGAGCAAAGCUCAGUGUCCACGUCAAGCUGCGUUCUCCUCUGAGAGAUUUCUUUCCUAAAUGCAGAAAAAAAUCGACGUGACAACACCGGUGACGGUCUGAGAGUUUCACUUCAGACUUCUACACUCACUCCAAGGCCUCUUCAUUAUUUGACUCAUUACGACAUUUCCUUUUCUUGUGCAAUACAGACUAUUUUAUUACUGCCUAUAUACCAAAAAUGUGAUAUUAACGUUGCUGCUUUUGUCACUCGCUUACACUUGAUUUUAAAAGGAAGCAAUUGGGUCAAUUGCAUUCCAUUGUGUGCGUGUGAUAUUGGUACAUUUACACCCAAAGCCAGUUUUGUUUAUCUAUAUUAUAAUUUUAUGAUUUUAUAUAUAAGUGUGCAUUCUAUUCUAUCCUUUUAUUAGCAAAUAUGCACUUCUGUUUGAUUCAGAAAAUGAUAAUUUGGGAGAUUUUAAGAUGAAUCGAUUCAUAUCGUAGCGAUCCUAAUACUAUUACGAUUGUAAUGACGAUCACAAAUCACAUCUAGCAAUGGAAAUCAUUUGCCAAUAAAACUCCAAUAACAGACGUUGUUGCCCUUUUGACACUGCAGUAAUCAAAUAAGUCCGCCAGAGGGAGACAAAUCCACGGAUAUGGAUCUAGUUUAAUAUGUGAGGAUAAAUAGAAGGUGCCUGCAAAAAUAAAAUAAAUUCAUUUAUUAGGUGGGUACACUGAAAGUUAAUUUGUUAAUAGUAAAGCCACAUUUCCUGACUACAUUUGUUCUAUUAUAAAAAAAAUAGCAUGUGAUUUAAAAAUUUUAAUUCUGCCUAGCAACAGGUGAUAGGGGUAGGAAAAUAAAUAACAGUGUAGGAAGCAGGGAUGAAAUUGAACCCUGGUCUGCACUGUAGGUUUCAAAUUAUUUAUAUCGGCAUUGAUUUCUGUUGUUUUUAAAAAAUGAACGACCACAAAUGACCCCGCCCCUCCAUUAGCAACUCAGCUGAAUCCCCCCUUUGCCCCGCCUCUCUUUCUCCUCCACCCAUCCGACGUCUCCCCCGGUGCUCCCCUUGUCCAGUCCACUCAUCUCUCGAGCGGGCUUCAACUCCUCUUGUUCUUCACCCCUCAUUUCCUCAUGCAUGCUUUUCAUUCCUGGAGCUUUAUUUGAGGAGAACAUGAGCGACAUCAAGAUUGCAGUGCUUGGGAGUGAAGGAGUUGGAAAAUCAGCCCUCAUCGUCCGCUUCUUCACUAAACGAUUCAUUGGAGAAUAUGCAUCAUCUUCAGAAUACAGAUACCAAAAGCGUCUGACUCUGGAUGGAAGGCAGAUGAAUCUGGAGCUGUACGAGCCAUCCUCCCAGUCCUUUCAGGGUAAAUUAAGUCUUAGCGACCAGAUUCACUGGGCCGACGGUUUCAUCGUGGUCUACGACAUUAGCGACCGCUCGUCCUUUCUUGCCGCCAGAAGCGUAGUGAAGUUCAUCAGAGAGCAUCGCUCCAAAUCCAACAAAAGGGAUGGCGAAUCGCUCGUAUUUUUGGUGGGCAACAAACACGACCUCUGCCACAUGCGAGAAGUACGCUACGAAGAAGGCCAACGCCUGGCGACCGAAUUCCGCUGUCAGUUCCACGAGCUAUCGGCGGCCGAGCACUACCAGGAAGUGGCGCUCAUAUUCUCCAAGGCGGUGCAGGGCGCCGGCGGCAAAGCCAAGGAGCGCAGAAGACGCCCGAGCGGUUCCAAAUCCGUCGCCAGGCUCAUCAACAACGUUUUCGGCAAGAGGAGGAAAUCGGUGUGAGCCGGAAAAUAAUUUGAUGUAUAAACUAUGAACACCUAUAAAAUCUACUUAACAAUU
Messenger RNA from Syngnathus typhle (broad-nosed pipefish), 2043 nucleotides. RefSeq names its product RERG/RAS-like a (gene rergla). Gene Ontology annotation, molecular function: GTP binding; GTPase activity. The transcript is spliced from 8 exons. The coding region runs from base 1339 to 1986 and encodes 215 amino acids. The record is from RefSeq and is a predicted model, not a curated record. Lineage: Eukaryota; Metazoa; Chordata; Actinopteri; Syngnathiformes; Syngnathidae.